GGGCGCGCGCGGCGGAGAGGCGCAGCUUCCAUGGAGGGGGCGGCGGCGGAGGCGCGGGAGGGGGCCGCCGUGGCCCGGGACCUGCGGGCCUUGGGGUACGAGGGCUUCCCGGGGGCGGAGGCGCUGAGCCCCGCGUGCCCAGACUUCCGGGCGCUGUGCGCGCGGCUGGCGGCGGAGCUGGCGGCUCUGGGCGCCCUGGAGCGGGAGCCGGAGUGGGGCGCCGGGGCGCUGAGCGACGGCGACGGCCCCGGCGCGGAGGCGGCGUUUGUGCGACAGCUGGCCGGCCUGCUGCGGGAGCUGCACUGCCCGGUCCGCGCGCUCGGCAGCGGGGACUGCGGCGCGGCGCUGCGGGAGCCCGGCGCGGGCCUGCGCCUGCUGCGCUUUCUCUGCUCCGAGCUCCAGGCCGCCCGCCUCCUCCGCCUGCGGCCCAGGCUGGAUCCCGGCCCUGCGCCGCCCGGUGGGGAAGGGGCAGAGGAGGGAGCCGGCAUGGUCCAGGAACUGGUCCUUACUCUUCAAGCCCUGGGGCUGCCCAGACCCACGCCGGGGACCCCUGCCAGCCGUCUGCUGCGGGAGUUGCACGCCAAGAUCUCGGGGCUGCUGCCCUCCCUGCCGCCAGAGUCCCUGCAGCCCCUCCUCGGCUCCCCGCUGGAUGCGCCCAGAUGGGAGGCGUUGGCGUCCCUGUCCCAAAGCCUGCGAGCUCAGUACUGCUGCCGCCGCCGGCUCCUGCUCCGGCGUCUGGACCUCACUACCUCGGCUUUCCACUGGAGUGAGCGGGCAGAGGUCCAAGGAGAGGCCAUGAAGGCAGCUCUGAUCCCAAUUCGAGAGGCCCUGACCCCAGAAGUGGAUGUCUCCAUUGCACACGUCCUGGCUGCCCGAGCCGACCUGUCUCGUCUUGUCCCGGCCACCAGCAAGGCUGCCCGUCGGGGGACCUGCUGUGCCAUCAACAAGGUGCUUAUGGGCGAUGUGCCAGACCGAGGGGGCCGCCCUGACGAGCUGGAGGCCCCCAUGCCCAGCUGGCAGAGCAGGAGAGAGGACGGGGGCGGGCGGCAGGCCGGCCGCCAGCGCUGGGGCCGCAAGAAGAAGAAGAAGUAAACCGCGACUGGCGGUGGGAGUGGUCCCCGAGGAGAUGCUGACGCCCCUGCGCAUGCUCUCUGGGGAGCUGGCCUGAGGGCUUCUCUUGGUACCCGGCACCCAGGCCCCACCUCCCCUGUUCCUGGCGCCCAGAUGUCCUCCGCACACCCACCACUCAACACCAAAGACGUGUUCUCUGGAAAAUAAAUUUAAUUUCUGACAA
Molecule: messenger RNA, 1294 nt
Organism: Equus caballus (horse)
Lineage: Eukaryota; Metazoa; Chordata; Mammalia; Perissodactyla; Equidae
Gene: TSLIG3C
Product: family with sequence similarity 98 member C
Cellular component (GO): tRNA-splicing ligase complex
Source: RefSeq, a predicted model, not a curated record